CCUCGACAGUAUGAAAUAUGUCUUUACACUGUAAGUGGACACGGUUUGUCUAAGAGUAAUACGUUGCCGAAGUAGAUAUAAAAAGGAGUAGGAAAUCAACUUGUAAAAAGCCUCCUGGGAAAUAUAUUCCUCAAGCAGUCAACUUUCAAAGCGAAUAGGGUUCCAAUAACAUCCAGCCGCUGCUAUCAAGUAUAGAAAACGGAUAUAACCUGCAAAUUAGGUCUCGAUCCUCGAUUUACAAUGCAAUCAUUACCGACAUUAACUAUGGCAACAAGCGAUGUACCAAGCAAUGACCCAGGGAAGGAACGAAAAUCCAAUACUACCGAGUGUCUUAAAAAUGACAUGCUCACAAUCAACGUCACAAGCGACAAGCCUACUGUCACAACCUCUCCAGCUCACGCCGACACGGGGGCCGCAAAAGGCCCGUCAGCUACGAGUAUUGCCCUAACUAUGGCAUCUCUCUGUCUAUCUGCCUUCCUCUCAUCGCUAGAUCUCACGAUCGUGACGACAGCCGUGCCUUCCAUCGUCGCUUCAUUUCAUUCUACUUCGGGAUACAUCUGGAUAGGCUCUGCGUUCAUACUCGGGUUCACAGCUGUAACGCCUAUUUGGGGCUCGGUGGCAGACAUCUGGGGAAGAAAGCCCAUCAUCUUAUCGGCAUUGGCUACCUUUCUCGUUGGCAGCCUUCUCUGUGCCCUCUCGCCUAACAUCAGCACUCUCAUAGGUGCUCGCGUCGUCCAGGGUAUCGGUGCCUCUGGCAUGAGCGUAAUGGUCAACACCAUCAUAUGCGAUAUGUUCUCUCUGCGCGAACGCGGGCUGUAUCUUGCUAUUACAUCCAUCGUCUGGGCAAUAGGUAGCGCAGUUGGCCCAGUUCUUGGCGGUGUGUUCACUGCACGCUUAAGUUGGAGAUGGUGCUUCUGGAUCAACUUACCUAUCGGGGGUGUUGUUUUUAUCGGCCUUCUUCUUUUUCUCAAAUUACCAUCCCCGAGCACCCCCAUCUGGGCUGGCAUUAAGGCUAUCGAUUGGACCGGUAGCUUAUUGUGCCUAGGCGGAACGGUGAUGGUACUGCUGGGCUUAGACUUUGGUGAUACAGUUCACCCCUGGUCCUCCGCGGCAGUCAUCAACCUCAUCGUGUUUGGUGCGGUGACGAUAGGUAUCUUCGUUGUGAACGAGUGGAAGUUUGCCCAUAACCCCAUAGUCCCACUCCAUUUGCUUUCUACUUGGUCCAAGGCUGCUGCUUACGGCGUAUUCGCUUUCAACGCGUACGUCUUUAUAGGGAUCACGUACUAUCUGCCACUGUACUCCCAAUCGGUGUUGGGAGCUAGUGCAUUGACGUCGGGCUUAUACAUGUUGCCGUUGAUAGUGUCCUGUUCGCUAUCAGCAGCAGUCGCCGGAGUCUUCAUACAGCAGACGGGGAAGUACCGGCCACUCAUGUAUACAGCUCAAGUUCUGCUGACUCUUGGUGUUGGUUUAUUCAUUUACCUCAAAAUGGAGGAAAAUCUAGCACAGCUUAUUGUUUUCCAGAUUAUCACUGGCGUUGGCGUGGGUCUUAACAUCGAGGCACCUAUCAUCGCAGCCCAGGCUUCUACCACGGUCCACGAUACAGCUGCCGUCAUAGCUACGAUGGGUUUUCUGCGUUCCAUUGCCACAGCGAUUUCGGUAGUGGUCGGCGGCGUCAUUUUCCAGAACGAAAUGAGUAGCAUGAACCCUACACUUGAGGAGCAGCUCGGAAGUCAAAUAGCCAGUUUAUUCGACGGUGGCAAUGCGACAGCAAAUGUCGAGAGGAUUUCGAGCCUUACAAGCGAUCAACAGGUCACGGUCAGACAAGCUUACUAUCAAUCUGUUCAGGUUGUCUGGAUAUCUUACGUUGCAUUCGCGGGGUUCUCAUCCUUUCUUAACCUCUUUGUGAGACAGCAUCACCUUACAAGUGAGAAGAAAGAUACCGUUCUCGGGAUCGGCCGUAUCAGAGAGGACCCUCUUACGUCUUCCUGAUAUCACAUUAUUGGUGCCUCGGGAUCUUGAUUGGGAUAGAAGGCGGUGUUAUACCACUUCAUGUCUGAUAGUCAUUUCUGGGUUCGUUCUGUAUAUCUUUACCGCCAGAGACUGGAAUACGCUUGAAAGGUCGCGAUGCAGAGCUGGUGAGAGGUUUUUACGCACAGGUGUGAUGAAAAUGCGUCUAUGGAGAUACGAGGAGGCGUAGUUUGUCAUUGUACCUUUCGGUCGUCACUUUAGUUAUCUAACUACAUGUAGAAAUUCAAUGCUUUGAAAGCCGAUCAAAUUUUGGGAAGCCUCUUAGAGGUAUGGGCUUAUAACGGCAUAUAUGUAUCUACUCUAGUGAGACUUGGUGCAUGCAAUCAGCAACAUAUUCGACG
Molecule: messenger RNA, 2369 nt
Organism: Xylaria bambusicola
Lineage: Eukaryota; Fungi; Ascomycota; Sordariomycetes; Xylariales; Xylariaceae
Product: putative MFS transporter
Exons: 5
Coding region: 241-1989 (582 amino acids)
Biological process (GO): transmembrane transport
Molecular function (GO): transmembrane transporter activity
Source: RefSeq, a predicted model, not a curated record